AACGCUGUAUUCGUAAAUCUUCAAAAGAUGGAGAGUCGAGUCGACUCCUUUGAGAUAAAAUAAAAAUUAAACAAUAAUUAUUAAAUUCGUAGAAACCUUUUCGUUUAAUUAAUAGUUUUUUAAGAGCACCAUGUGGCUAAUUUGGCGUUAGGUUAUUGAUUUUUAUGGUGAUGAUAGCUAAUACUUUCACGUCAACCAAUAGCAUUUCGGUGGUUCUCCGUUGAAUAUUUUUUUAAAACACUUUUGCCUGUUCCGUGAAACACAAUUUGGGAUAAUUUAAAACGAAAUGUAUACUAAAGGCAAAGGAUCUGCAGUACCAUCAGAUGCACAAGCCCGAGAGAAAUUAGCGUUAUACGUAUAUGAAUAUUUACUACAUAUCGGAGCACAAAAGGCAGCACAAACAUUCCUAACUGAAAUAAGAUGGGAGAAAAAUAUAUCGCUGGGCGAGCCUCCUGGUUUUCUACAUUCGUGGUGGUGUGUGUUUUGGGAUUUAUAUUGUGCAGCCCCUGAAAGAAGGGAAACUUGUGAACAUUCUAGUGAAGCUAAAGCAUUUCAUGACUACGGAUUCGUCAAUUCCGGUUACGGUGUCAAUGGAAUCGGACACAAUGCUGGUCCGGCUCCCAGUCCUAUUGGUCAAAUGCCUCCAAACGACGGAAUGUCGGGAGGAGCAAUGCCUCCGGGCUUUUUCCCACCUUUCAUGGGUGGUCCUCGUUAUCCUCCUGGUCCUAGGCCUGGCGUUAGAAUGCCACAAAUGGGAGGAGAUUUCAACGGACGUAAUUCAUUGCAGCCUCCUGGACAACCUAUGAUGCCAAAUACAAUGGACCCAUCGAGACAAGGUGAAGGCAACGAGUAUGUAGGUUGGCAAGGUCCACCAAGUAUGAAUCCAAUGGGUCCUCGAAUGAAUCCUCCACGAGGUCCAGGUAUGGGCCCGAUGGGUCCUGGUUCUUAUGGCCCGAUGCGAGGCCCUCCACCAAACAGUAGCGGCCCUGGUGGACCAGGUCCUAAUCCUGGAAUGUCGCCUAUGUCUAUGGCUGGACCAAGCGGUGGAAGACCAACAUGGCAACCGAAUACGUCAACGCCAAUGAGUUAUUCGUCAUCGUCACCAGGAACGUAUGGAGGACCACCUGGUUCAGGAGGACCGGCCGGACCUGGAACGCCUAUUAUGCCUAGUCCCCAAGGUGGUGAAAAUAUGUACACGAUCAUGAAACCAGUUCCUGGAGGAAACAUGCCUAAUACGAAAUAUUCUAUGAUCCAGGAUUUUUCAAUGAGUGGCGGACCUGAUUCCGGGCCGUUAGGUCCGAUGGCUCCUAAUUCAAUGGGCCCAGUAAUGAACGGAGAUGGUCUAGAUGGUAUGAAAAAUUCGCCUGCCAACGGAGGACCUGGUACGCCUCGCGAAGACAAUAGCGGUGGCAUGAACGAGUAUAAUUUAGGCGGUUUCGGUGGACCUUCGGAAAGCAAUUACAGUUAUUAAAUUGGGAACCGUGAUGGAAAAAUAAAUCACAGCCAGUAGCAUAGAGAAGACUAAAAGAGACGCCUUUAUAUAAAUUGUCGUUGGCCGUAAUCCGUAAUUUUCAUCCAAUUUUCACUAGAAUUACCUACCUAUUUCAUCCAUCGUGUAUAUGUCGUGCUCGCUCGCUCGGUUUGUAGAAUGAAUUUUUUCUCCACUAAUUUAAAAACUAACUUAGAUUUUUCUUCCAACUGCAACGAUAGGUAUUUAUAAUACAUUUAUAAAUAAUUAUUUUUUUUUCUUUUAUUUAUUUUUUUUGCAUUUUGCAUAAUUUUCAAGACGAUAUUACGUUUAUAAUGUUAAGAUACUAUAAAUCUUUUUCUUUUUCUUUUUUACCUAUUUCAUUCUCUGAAACGAUGACGUACGUAAUACUCGUAAUUGGUUUGUUGUAAUUUAUUUAAGAGGAAGAUAACGAGAAGUGACGAAGGAAUUAAUUUUAAUUUAGUUUUUAGUUUUCUUUUUUUUUUUCUACCGAUUUACUAAAUCGUUGGAAAGUCGAUAUUUAGGACUGGAAGAACAUUCGAGUGUUUGUACUAAUGAGAAAAUUGUGCUGUCUAGAGGGACUGGAAUUUAUCAGAGUGUCAUCGAGAUUUUAAAGAUUUCAUUCGUUGUUUAAACGAUUUUUUUCUUCGUUUUGAAAAUUUUAUUUGAUUAUUUUUUUGGUUUGUAAUUUAUCGAGGAAUUUGUCCGAGUUUCAUUCGAUUGUCUGAUUUGAUGUAAAAAAUAGGGUGCAAACUAAAUUUCAACUUUUUACUUCAAACGUUAGAAAAAUAUGGUUUCGACUUGGAGCUUGUGGAUUUUGAGAAAAAAAAGUGGAGUGUAAUCGGUUAAAAAAAAUGUACACAGAUUUUAUAGCAUUUUUUGAAAAACUCCGAUUUCCAAAACGUCUCCGAAGGUUCCAAAACGACUUGAAACCACCUCCAGUCAACUUAGUACGUUUAAGUGAAUUACGGUUUUCCAAUUUCGUUUGGGUGGAAAUUUCAAGUGUCAAAAAUCUGCUACGAGCCCUAGAACUCCGCAAAACGUUUCGAAACCGUUUCCAAUCGAUUUGGCGGGUCGAAAAUAGAGUUUAUUUCAAAUUUCUACGCUAAUUUGGUAAAAAUUUGAUUUUUUUUUCUCAUUUUUGACCCAAAUUUGAUUUUUGAAAAUUCACUGAAAAUCGAAAAAAGCUCUUCAGCACCUGGAAUUUUGGCUGUGUGAGGAGGGGGUUUAAAAAUUAGGAAUACAUUCUCAAAGGGUGAGGGUGCAUUUUAAGAGGGGGGAAGGAAGAGAAGGUGAAAUGUGAAGUGAAAAUUGGAAAUUGAUAAAUUCUAUUUUUAAAAAUGGCAUGUUUCAUCAAUUGUUGUUUUACCAACAUUCAAACAGCUCUGCAUUUUGAUUCGAAUUUUUUUGGCACCCUGUUGUAUCAUUUUCAUUUUCAAUGUUCAUUUAUUUAUGUAAAUUUCCAAAAGGAUGACGUUUGAUUAAUUAAAAGUGAAAAUUAUACACUAGUGAAAAAAAAAAUCAGAAAGUCUUUGAUCAGUAUUUCACGAAAAUUGGCCAAUGUUGAUUAAUUUGUGUCGGUUUAAUGCGAUUACGAUAGCGUGAGCAGGAGGGGAGGAUGGCUGUUCGUUCAUGAUCAGCACCUCAGCGAAAAAUGAUAGGAUAUGAUCAGAUUCGAACAUUUCCUGCAUCCAAUUUGAUCUGAUCAGACCUGACCAGAUCUGUUCAGAUGACAUCUAAAAGGAGAAAUCUGAUUGGAUCUAACCAGACCUGAUCAGAUCCGGACCGGAUAUUCCCUGGAUCAGAUUAGAUCUGUACAGACCUUUUUUUUUCAUUAUUUUUCAAACAAAAUAUUUAUUGAUUUAACUCAAUAGGAGAGACUUAAUUGGACCUGACCACAUCCUAUUAGACCUGAUCAGAUCCAAUCAUUUUCCGCUGGGAUGUUUCUUGUUCGUACACUUUGUUAUCAAAAAUUAUAUUUUUUUGUUUGGAGGAAACUAAUUAUUUGCAUAAGGAUGAAUACGCUAGAAAAAUUGAAUUGUGUCUGGUAGGAACUCGUCUAAUCAGGUUGGCACUGUUUGAAAACCAUGAAACGAGAAGUUUUUUCAUUAGUACGAGUAUGUAUGUAGAAAGUAGAAUUAAUAAUGGUGACAUUUUGAUGUGGAUUUUUUCUCUCUUACCUAAUUCUUCUCUCAAGUUCUUUCUGUCUCAGUUCGAAAAAUGCAUUCUUUAAAUUAAUUAAUAUUUUCGUAUAUAUUUUAAUUUUUUUUUCUUUUUUAGUUAAAUUAAAUCUCGUUAAUUUUACCUUUAUUUUCUGUGAUAAUUUUUUUGUUUUAUUUUAACGUAAGUCGUGCGUAGUUACGGAUGGAUUUUUCAAGUGAGAGUUUUAUAAAAUUGAUUUUAACGAACGGAUAUAUACUCGUAGGUUGACUUUUAUGUAUAGAAUCAAUUUUUAGACCUCUCGAUAAUUUUUGAAAAGAUCGAUGCUGCUUAUGAUCCAAAUCGUAAAUUGAAAAAUCGAUUUUCAAAAGAUCGAUUUUUGCGAAGAGAAACACGAUUUUGAUCAGUUUUUGCAAAAUGAAAAAAACAAAGAUGAAACAAUGCAAAACAAAUAAUUUUGAGCGUGAUCGAUCAUGUGGAAUCGAAAAUCGCAAAUGAAUCGAUUUUUGAAGUUCGAUUAAUUUAAUUUUGAUCGUGAUCAAUUUUUGAUCGAAAAGAAGUAUAUUUAUUUUGAAGGCGAGCUGAAAUUGAUUUUUCAUUUUUAAAAUUAUCGAUCAAGUGGAAUCGAAAAUUGAUCGAUUUUUGUGGUUCGAUUACUUGAAUUUUGAUCAUGAUCAGUUAUUGAUCGAAAAGAAGAAGUAUAUUUAUUUUGAAGGUUAAAAUUAUUGAUUUUUCAUUUCAAAAAUAAUCGAUCAUGUGAAAUCGAAAAUUGAAAAUUGAUCGAUUUUUGUGGUUCGAUUUUCGAUUAAUCAAAUUUUGAUCGAAAAGAAGAAGUUUAUUUAUUUUGAAGGCCAAGGCUGAAAUUUUUGAUUUUUCAUUUCAAAAUUAAUCGAUUGUGUGAAAUCGAUAAGAAAAUUAAUCGAUUUUUGUGGUUCGAUUUUCGAUUGUUUGAUCGUAAAGAAGAAGUACAUAUAUUUAUUUUGAAAGCCCAAGGCUGAAACUAUUGAUUUUUCAUUUCAAAAAUAAUCGAUCAUAUGAAAUCGAUAAUCGAAAAUUAAUCGAUUUUCGUGGUUCGAUAAAUCGAAUCAGGUUUUUAAUUUGAGAAAUAUAUUUUGAAAGUUGAAAUUGAUUUUUCAUUUUUCAAAUGAACGAUCAUGUAGGAUCGAAAACCUCAAAUGAAUCGAUUAACGAGAUUCGAUUAAUCGGUGCUUGAUCAUGAUCAAUUUUUAAUCGAGAGGUCUAUCACGGAUAAUUUAAUUACCGAAUCCAAUUUUUAAUCCAACUUGGGUCUGUUUGUGGAGGAAAUAAUUAGACUCUUGUUGGGGGAGAAAUAAUGUUUUUUUUUCUUCAAAAUACUCGUUUUUGUGAGAAUGUAUAUUAUGUUUGUCAUUUAAGCAAUCUACUAUUUUCAUAAUAAAUAAGGGAAAAUUUUACGGUGUUUGAUCAGUAUUGAAAUUAACACGUUGUUAAGUUAAUUUCUUAAUGAAAUGGAAAAAAAUAAUGUAACUUAGUCGCUGUGUAUAAAUGAUACGUACCUUCAUUGGUUGUAUAUUUUUCUUCGUUUUUAUCUUGUUUUUCUCGCUCCCAGUUUGGGAACUCAUAAUACUCAUAGAUUUUCUUUUUUAUUUGUCAAUUAAUUUUGCGAUAAUUUAUAAACGUGAAAAAAGGAGGAUUUUUUUUUUUGAUAGCGAGAGAGAAUAUUAUAAUAUUGCUGGUGUACAAUGAUCUGUGUGUAUAGAUGUCGUUUCAACCCCCUUUAACCUGGCAUUAAAUAAGUCUGUUUUUCUUUUCUUUUUUUUGUGAAAUAAAUUUGUAAAUUUUUUUAGAAGUAUUAAUUUCUAAGAUGUACGCGUGUAACAUGUUACUGUGUUUUUGCCUUGAUAAGUUUUUAUGUGUAUUACUGUUUAUUGCUCAGUGUUAUUUGUGAUGUUAAAUUGUGUUUUCAGUAUUUAUUACGAAUAAAUGUAUCAUUAUUUU
Messenger RNA from Planococcus citri (citrus mealybug), 5626 nucleotides. RefSeq names its product single-stranded DNA-binding protein 3-like. The record is from RefSeq and is a predicted model, not a curated record. Bases 287 to 1471 code for a protein of 394 amino acids. Gene Ontology annotation, molecular function: single-stranded DNA binding; protein binding. Gene Ontology annotation, cellular component: nucleus. Gene Ontology annotation, biological process: positive regulation of transcription by RNA polymerase II. The transcript is spliced from 15 exons. Lineage: Eukaryota; Metazoa; Arthropoda; Insecta; Hemiptera; Pseudococcidae.